Molecule: messenger RNA, 423 nt
Organism: Melanaphis sacchari
Lineage: Eukaryota; Metazoa; Arthropoda; Insecta; Hemiptera; Aphididae
Exons: 1
Coding region: 1-423 (140 amino acids)
Molecular function (GO): protein dimerization activity
Source: RefSeq, a predicted model, not a curated record
AUGAGCAUUGAAAAUAUACAAAAUGCUUUGUUAAUAUUUCCUUCUAACAGUGAUUUUGCAAAGUGCAAGGAUAUUGAUGCCAUUCAAACUGAAUUGGAAAUAUUAAAAGAAAUAUGCAAAGAUUUGAGUAUGACAACAAAUUUUCUCAGUAUGAAUGAAAAAUGUGAAGAAGUUAAACAUAUCCUACCAUUAGCUAAUAAUAUUUGUCGAUUAGCAUUAACUGCACCGGUAAGUGUAGCUACUAAUGAACGGACAUUUAGCAAACUUAAACUGAUAAAAAAUCAUUUAAGAUCUACAAUGACAGACAAUAGAUUAGAUUCCCUAAUGCUGUUAAGUAUUGAAAAAGAUAUUUUAGAUACAGUUGAUUUAAGUAAAAUAGCAACACAGUGGUUCAAUAUAAAACAAAGAAGAAUUCAAUUUUAA